AUGUCCAUCGAAGAAAUAAAGCGUGAUCUAUUUUCUGCCCCUGAGGAUCAUGCUUUGGCUCACUGUGUUGCCAGGGAUUUACGAAUGGCAAAAGGCAUUGCGGCUAAAUUCAGGAGUAAAUUCAAGAGAAUUGAAGAGCUUAAGUCCCAGAAUGUAGGUGUUGGUGGUUGUGCCGCACUGAAGGUUGACAGUCAGUAUAUUUUUUACUUAGUAACAAAAGAGUUAAGUUACAAGAAGCCAACUUACCAAACUCUCCAAAACUCACUCGACAAUCUAAAGGCAAAAUGCAUCGAAUAUAAGAUCUGCAAGUUAGCUAUGCCUCGUAUCGGUUGUGGGCUGGAUGGACUUCAUUGGGGAAGAGUUAAGGAGAUGGUAACCAAAACGUUUAAUAACCUAGACAUAAGGAUCGGCAUUUAUGAAUUCAAUGAGGAAGGUUUGACUGAGUGGGAGAUGGGUAAACCUAACUUCCAGACCUCAAAGUUACCGACAGUUCCAUCUACAAUAACCAAGAGUCAAACCCAGGUGAAUCAUCAGAAGACUCGAGUUAACAAACAUUCAAAGGAUGAUCCCAUCGAGAGACAACCUAGACAGGCCAAAGAGGCAGAUCUACCAACUGAUGUGAUCGGGACUCGGGAUGUUGCUUCUCCGACGUCCAGUGCACCUGGUCAAGACACACAACCUACAACUCCUGACAUCUCACUCCACAAUGACCUCAACACAACAAAUGAAAAAAGAACCUGA
This is a messenger RNA of Macrosteles quadrilineatus (aster leafhopper), 741 nucleotides long. Its product is annotated as ADP-ribose glycohydrolase OARD1-like. The record is from RefSeq and is a predicted model, not a curated record. Gene Ontology annotation, biological process: peptidyl-glutamate ADP-deribosylation. The transcript has a single exon. The coding region runs from base 1 to 741 and encodes 246 amino acids. Lineage: Eukaryota; Metazoa; Arthropoda; Insecta; Hemiptera; Cicadellidae.